Messenger RNA from Tupaia belangeri chinensis (Chinese tree shrew), 1346 nucleotides. It is a transcript of the gene ARFRP1, whose product is annotated as ARF related protein 1. Gene Ontology annotation, cellular component: Golgi apparatus. NCBI's taxonomy places the organism in Eukaryota, Metazoa, Chordata, Mammalia, Scandentia, Tupaiidae. Gene Ontology annotation, molecular function: GTP binding; GTPase activity. Gene Ontology annotation, biological process: intracellular protein transport; Golgi to plasma membrane protein transport; protein localization to Golgi apparatus. Bases 41 to 646 code for a protein of 201 amino acids. The record is from RefSeq and is a predicted model, not a curated record. The transcript has 7 exons.
CCCUGGCCCGACCGCACGUCUCCUAGGUGCCCGGGGCAGGAUGUACACGCUGCUGUCCGGCCUGUACAAGUACAUGUUCCAGAAGGACGAGUACUGCGUCCUGAUCCUGGGCCUGGACAAUGCGGGGAAGACGACCUUCCUGGAGCAGUCGAAAACCCGCUUCAACAGGAACUACAAGGGGAUGAGCCUGUCCAAGAUCACCACCACAGUGGGCCUGAACAUCGGCACCGUGGACGUGGGGAAGGCUCGCCUCAUGUUCUGGGACCUGGGAGGGCAGGAGGAGCUGCAGUCCCUGUGGGACAAGUACUACGCGGAGUGCCAUGGUGUCAUCUAUGUCAUCGACUCCACCGAUGAGGAGCGGCUGGCAGAGUCCAAGCGUGCCUUCGAGAAGAUGGUCACAAGCGAGGCUCUGGACGGCGUCCCCAUCCUGGUGCUGGCCAACAAGCAGGACAUGGAGACGUGCCUCUCGAUCCCUGACAUCAAGACCGCCUUCAGCGACUGCACCUGCAAGAUUGGCCGGAGAGACUGCCUGACCCAGGCCUGCUCUGCCCUCACGGGCAAAGGGGUGCUCGAGGGCAUCGAGUGGAUGGUGAAGUGCGUGGUGAGGAACGUCCACCGGCCGCCGCGGCAGAGGGACAUCACGUAGGUGCAGCUGGCCCUGCCGUCUCCCACAGCUGGUCCCCAGUGCCCAAUGAGUGGCUCCCUGCUGGCCCCUGGCCCCCUGGUCUGGGAAGGGGGUUGCUUUGCCUUUGGGUUCCUGGUUUGCUUUGUGUGUUCUCCAAGACAAAAUUCCGCCUAUCUGGAAAAAUGUGGGCAUCAGAGCUUCUGUGGGGCCCCGCCCACCCAGCAGGGCCUCCCCAGCCCAGGCACGGAGACCGCAACCUGUCCCAGCGGCCUAGCCGCCUACCUGCUCCUUGGGGUGGGGUCUGAGGCACCUGGUGGGGAGUAGGGUUCCUUUGGAGCUCCUGGGGCGGCUCGGCCCAGGCUGGCCCUGUGAGUUUGGCCUGGCGCUGACCUGGCUCGCUGGGGAGACCCCACGUGGAACAUCGCCUCGUGUUACCCAGUAGGGAGGGUGGGGAGAGGGGCAGUUUGUGAAGCAGAGCCCACCGCAGCCAGGCUGGGCUGCAGCCAGUCAGUGGGGUGUGGGAAGGGUGGGCUGGGUACCCGGGACAUGGGUCUGAGGAAGUGCUCAAGCAUCUCGAAUCUCCUGGGAGCAGAGGGUGCCUGGGUGAUGCCAGGCCUCAGGACGCUGCCCACCCCCCCAUCUCUGCAGCAGGCUGCUCCCAGUGGGCCUGCUCUGCCCAGUGGUGGCCAGGACGUGCACAAAUAAAAACCAUCUGAUUGGC